Molecule: messenger RNA, 1421 nt
Organism: Scatophagus argus
Lineage: Eukaryota; Metazoa; Chordata; Actinopteri; Scatophagidae
Gene: sdhb
Product: succinate dehydrogenase complex, subunit B, iron sulfur (Ip)
Exons: 8
Coding region: 79-930 (283 amino acids)
Biological process (GO): respiratory electron transport chain; aerobic respiration; tricarboxylic acid cycle
Cellular component (GO): mitochondrial membrane
Molecular function (GO): electron transfer activity; 2 iron, 2 sulfur cluster binding
Source: RefSeq, a predicted model, not a curated record
GCGUGCUCCCGUUGGAACGAUGACGCCGCCCCGGUGAAUGCUGGGAUAGCAGGCACUGGAGGUCAGAGAAACUCCAAAAUGUCGGUUGCUAGCUUCACGUCCUUGAGCCGCUGUGGUGUUUUAGCAUUCCGCUCCCCCGCAGGACUGGUGGCGGUUCGGUGUGCCCAGACAGCAGCGGCUCCAGCAGCGCAGCCCAGAAUAAAGAAGUUCCAGGUGUACAGAUGGGACCCAGACACCCCAGGAGACAAACCCCGCAUGCAGACCUACGACAUCGACCUCAACACCUGUGGCCCAAUGGUACUCGAUGCGCUGAUCAAGAUAAAAAAUGAGAUUGACUCCACUCUGACCUUCCGCCGCUCCUGCAGAGAAGGUAUUUGUGGAUCCUGUGCGAUGAACAUUAAUGGAGGAAACACUCUUGCGUGUCUGAACAAGAUUGACACCAACACCAGCAAACCAACUAAGAUUUACCCUCUGCCACACAUGUAUGUGGUGAAGGACCUGGUACCUGACAUGAGUAACUUCUAUGCCCAGUACAAGUCUAUUGAGCCCUACCUGAAGAAAAAGGAUGAGUCAAGCGAAGGGAAGGAGCAGUACCUGCAGUCUGUGCAGGACCGACAGAAACUGGAUGGGCUGUAUGAAUGCAUCCUGUGUGCCUGCUGCAGUACGAGCUGCCCCAGCUACUGGUGGAACGGGGACAAAUACCUCGGGCCUGCUGUGCUGAUGCAGGCGUAUCGUUGGAUGAUUGACUCGCGAGACGAUUUCACAGAGGAGCGCCUCUCCAAGCUGCAGGAUCCUUUCUCCCUCUAUCGCUGCCACACUAUCAUGAACUGCACUAAGACCUGCCCCAAGGGGCUGAACCCCGGAAAAGCGAUAGCUGAGAUCAAGAAGAUGAUGGCUACGUACAAGGAGAAGAAGGCCGCUGCUGUGUGAAACCUCAUUUUUCCUCUUGUAUACCUUUUCCCUCCAUGAUUAAAUGAUUUAUUGAUUAAAACGUGCUUAUUGAGGUGUGAAGGCCCAGUACACCUGUCAGCUCCAUCACCACCACACUCUGCAGACUGUAUAAUCAACUGCAAUGGGAAAAGGUGUAUGUGUGUGUGUGGUUGGAGGACUUGGUGUUACACAAACGCACAUGUACAGUAUGAAUGCAGGGGAGUUAGUGAGUGUCUUGAGUCUUACAUGUAUUGUAACAGACGUAUUUAUAUCCAGCUCUUCUGCGUGUACUUCUGUGCACUUGGGAGACAUGAUGCUACAUAUUAAAGUAAAAAAGAAGGCGUUCCCUUGCGUGUGUUAACGUUUUUAUAGCUUUUUGCUUUUCAGGUUAGCGGCAGCCUCACAGGCACGCGUUAUAUGUUCCCUCAGAUCUUACAGCACAUCAACAAUAGCAGUCUUUGUUUUGAUGAAAAAUAAAUAGUUGAAAUGUC